Molecule: messenger RNA, 4487 nt
Organism: Platichthys flesus (European flounder)
Lineage: Eukaryota; Metazoa; Chordata; Actinopteri; Pleuronectiformes; Pleuronectidae
Gene: rab9b
Product: RAB9B, member RAS oncogene family
Exons: 2
Coding region: 246-854 (202 amino acids)
Biological process (GO): Rab protein signal transduction; retrograde transport, endosome to Golgi
Cellular component (GO): phagocytic vesicle; late endosome; lysosome
Molecular function (GO): GTPase activity; GTP binding
Source: RefSeq, a predicted model, not a curated record
AGUCUCCAGCCACCCAGCCAGAGACCUUUGGCAGACAUUUUGGUCAUUCACCCCUGUCACUGUGUUCCUAAAACUGGUCAACCAUUACAUGUCUGUCACUUAUUGGCAGAAAGGUUCAUUUGCGGUUCAAAUGGUGCAAGGACAGGUUUUCUUUACUGAAUUGUUAGCAGCGUCAAACCCUGGGUUAAUUCGACCCUGGUCUGCCACCUGGUGUGGAGGGCUGUGACCCAGCGAGGAGGGGCACUAUGAGCGGGAAGAGCCUGCUGCUGAAGGUGAUCCUGCUGGGGGACGGCGGAGUGGGCAAGUCGUCUUUGAUGAACCGCUAUGUCACGGACCGCUUCGACUCCCAGUCCUUUCACACCAUCGGUGUGGAGUUCCUCAACAGGGACCUGGAGGUGGACGGGCGCCUGGUCACUCUCCAGAUCUGGGACACGGCGGGUCAGGAGCGCUUCAAGUCCCUGCGCACGCCCUUCUACCGCGGGGCCGACUGCUGCCUGCUCACGUUUGCUGUGAACGACUUGCAGAGCUUCCAGAACCUCGGCGGCUGGAAGAAGGAGUUCAUGUACUACUCAGAUGUCAAAGACCCCGAGCGCUUCCCCUUCGUGGUGCUGGGCAACAAGGUAGACAUGGAGCAGAGGGAGGUGGGGGCGGACGAGGCCCGGGCCUGGUGCGAGGAGAGCGGAUGCUGUCCUUACUUUGAGACCAGUGCUAAGGAUGACACUAAUGUUACAGCUGCGUUUGAGGCGGCUGUCAGGGAGGUUCUUGCUGCUGAGGACCAGAUGGACCACGCACUACUGAGUAGUACUAUAGAUCUCCAUGGCAACCGCAAAGCCUCUCGCGCGUCUUGCUGCUGAUUGGUCAGGUGUGAAUCCACGAUGUCUUAACCUCUCUGGCUGAAACUUGCCGGAGGCAGUUUAAAGAGCCAGUCAUGUAUUGUUUAUGGUACACAUGCUGUAGGUACAAGGUACUGAUAACAGUAUCCACUAAAGAUAAGACGGAUAAGAUACAGCGGCUCUGAGGGGGGCGGGGUCAAGGACUUCAGCUGGCGUCUAGAGUGUUGAAUUAACAAACGGUACAGGCACACUCAUCCUUUCUACUCUGUCCGCUUCCAAUGGUGUUGCACUAGAACAUUUUUACCCAGGUUUGUCUGCCGAUGCAGGGCUUUUAUCAAAGAGUGCUUUCACAGCAUUUAUUUUAAUCAAAAAUAAUUUGAAUUUUAAUUAACACAGUGGAAGAGAGAAGAUACCAGUCCUCUACCGAAGAGCACACUCCACAGCCACUCAACUAUUUGUCCACGAGCUGAUUCUACACGGUUUCAGAAGGACUGAAUACAACAUAGCCUUCUCUUUUUAUCAGAUAUGUUACGGAGCCUGUGCAUUUUCUCUGUCAGCGACUGCGUUCUCAAUCCAUGCCGAUCCUGACAUCAGUGUGAUGACCAAUAUGACUCGGGGUACGUGGAAGAUUGCUGCACUUUUGUCUUUAAUAAGAAGGGAAUUAUUUAUUGUUAUUUUGCAGCUCUUGCUUCAGACAUCGGGUACGGGUUAAUCAGGUACUCUUAUUCAUUUGAUUGUUGGAUUUAUUAUCACCGGUCGACCGAUAUUGUUUUUUAAGGGCUGAUAAAGAUUAUUAGUGGUUGAGAAGACCGAUAACUACAUUUGCAUUAAUGAUUUAAUUCUUAUUGUCUAAAUGUAGAAAAACCCUUACUACCACUAUAGAAAGUCAAGGUACAACUAAUGUGGUGGGUGUCCAGUAGUUUUUAUUAUUUCGUUCACCCCAUUUAUAUCGAUAAAGUCUUAGGUUCAUUAACGGAAAUCUCCUCUCCGUCCAAUACAAUAAGACUCAACAUCACCAUUCACUACAUCCUCCAGAAUGAUCGAAAAGUUAAGAAAACAACUUUCUAAAACAUUUUUGACAAAAAUUGUCACGCGGGACACUGCAUUAGUUUUAGCUAGGUGUACUUUAUAAAAUGCUCACUGAGUUUGUUUGUAAUUGUCAGAUGUAUGCACAGGGUGUCAAGUUCCAGAAUGAACUAAAAAUGAUCUCUAAGUUAAUAAUUUAAGAUUACAUAAUUAUUUUCCCCAUACCCCUUUUAAAAUGUGACUCAUUAAUAUUUACCAAGAGUAGAGUUCAAUUGACUUUCAUUCUACUUUUGUCUGAAGACAUUUUUACACAAAUUACUUUCACUCUCCCACAGUAACAUCUCUAUUAGGUAACACCAGUUUUCAUCUCAGUGUUUUUCUGGUUUCUUCAUUACAGUGUUAAUUACCUGCUCUGCAUUUAAACAGUUUUGCUCAAGCACUUAUAGCUCUCUACUUUUUUUUUAUACUGUCUCAUCAAUUCCACAGUUGAUUCCUCUGUGUUCAGAUCUACAAGCUAUUGAGCAGUGGCUCUCUCCCCCUCUCUUGCUCAGUGUCACUUGGGUGGAUCAACAAAUUAACUUGUUAAUUAGAUUGUGAUGGUUUUGCAUCUUCAGCAAAGUGGAUUGUGUCGUCGCAACCUCUGCCUUACCUUCGACUUACAGCUCGGAGCGGUCACUGCAGCUGCUCUAGUCUAUAGGUUCGCCUUUGCCCCUGUGUAUCUUCAGUUUGAUAGGUUAUUACUUGUGACAUGUAACCAAUCGGUGAUGUGGGCGGGACAUUGCUAGAGACCACAAAGUCUUGAUGACAAACAGGAAGCACAUUUUUAUUUGCAAAAAGAAAGUGAUAAUCGUUAAAAUGCUAAAUAAGCCAAUAUUCAGUCGACCCCUUCACUGUGUAGCUGCAGGCACCAGACCUACAGGCCAGACAUCAGACCAUAUUCACUUCUUGAUUUAUGUUAAUGGACCUUAUGAAGCACAUUUCCAUCCUUUUAAUUUUUUUUUUCAUAGUUUAUUGAUCUGAUAUUUGCAUAAGGCAUCUGUUUUGGAUCAGGAAAGUUGGUGUUUCCUGAUAUGUAGGUGAGGUUAUAAUUAUUUUCAUAGUCACGGCAUGUUUGUGAUCCUGCGUCUGCCUCUGCUGGUCGCGUGGCUGGACUUCACUUUGCAGUCCUUCAGCUUUGCCAGUUCUCAGUCUCCUGAUCUUUACUGAUAUGACUGAAGCGUCACACACACACACACACACACAGACAACCCCCACCCCCCUUGUGCUGUAACUCCGGUCACUCCUCGUCUCAGCUGCAUGUGAGAUAGCAUGAGCACAAUGAUGAUGCCGUUACUACUAAUGUGUACGUCGCCUCUCCUGUCCAUUCAUACAGCAACGUGUGAAACUUGCAUCUGACUUUUCUGAGAACUUGAUGAAAUUGAUCGGUACUUUAUUUUGAUUUCAGUGUUCUUCUAACAGUCCGGUUUAUUUACCAGGGGGUGCACUUGAACCUUUUGGUUUUAGCUGCUGUUAUCCAGAGGGCAUUGUUUCUUGCCUGUGUUUUUUUUUUAAAAUAAUAUUCAAACUGAGCUACAGACGGUUUCAAUAGAAUCUCUUCAGCAUUUCAGUUGCGGCUUAAACAGUAUUUUAUAUCUUCUCAAACAACCAAACCUGUUGCAUAAAUAAGUUCAAAUCUUUUGGUUGUCUGAAUGCACAAAGUCACCAUGGUUUCUCAUUAUGGGUCCACGUUCUCAUACCUUUUUUAUGCUGUGUUGAUGCGAUUGUGUAGUUUGUGUAGCACAUUAUUUGCCUUUCAAGUAAAAAAUAAAAUUGCAUCAUAUUUUCAUAUGACUGCUGACUAAUGGUGAACAUUACAAUAGUUUCACUGUGAAAAGGAACUUGUUCCAAUCAGGUACAGGCUUAUUUACUUUAUUGCACGGCUCUUUGUUUUUAAUGUGGGUAAAUAGCUCGAGUAUAUGUUCAUUGUUAAAAGGUUUUAUAAGAUGUGAUUGAGCUUACGAGAAAGUUUUAUUAACUGUGAACUGAUUAGGGCAUUUAAACAAAGUGCAAAGCAAGCUAGAUCAAUUCAAUUAAAAAAAUCAGGGCUUAAGUUAAUCAUUUUUCUGUGUUAAUGUUUGUCUGGAUCGGACAAAAUACUUUGUCUGUUUACUAUAUUUUUACCAUUUCAGUUUAUAACCUGUUCAGAUAAUGUAGCGUACCAGUGUUUACCUGAAAUGGAACAUACCUGAGAACCAGUUGGCUGGUAGCAUUACUCUACUGCUCUAGUAUGUUGCUCUCAUGUUUCUGUCUUAUAUUACUGCAGCCCAGUCUCAUGUCAGUGUUUCUUUUUAAAUGUGACUGUAAUAUUUAUGAAUGUACAAAUCUAAUUUCUUUGGGCUGUCUAAAUUAAUUGCUUAUGUAAAUUGCAAAGGGCAUUAAUUUAUAAUUCACCCUUGUCCUAUGAGUGCGAUUGAGUGAAAGUUUCCACUGUUCGUCUUGAUUCUGUGUUGAACUAAUGGACGACUUUCCUUGCUCCUGUUCUUUUGCACUACGGAGGAUGAGACCGGGUUGUGCCAACAUGCUGGCAAAGCGUUGAACACCCUCCAGUGCUUGGCUACAAAUAAAAACAUGCGGCAUACCAAAAGGAAA